Molecule: messenger RNA, 1161 nt
Organism: Dendrobium catenatum
Lineage: Eukaryota; Viridiplantae; Streptophyta; Magnoliopsida; Asparagales; Orchidaceae
Product: glycerophosphodiester phosphodiesterase GDPDL7-like
Exons: 5
Coding region: 124-1161 (345 amino acids)
Biological process (GO): lipid metabolic process
Molecular function (GO): glycerophosphodiester phosphodiesterase activity
Source: RefSeq, a predicted model, not a curated record
UAUACAGGUCAACCAUUGGUUAUAACUCACAAUGGUGCAAGUGGAAUCUAUCCUGGAAGCACUGAUAUUGCUUAUAAACAAGCAGUAGAUGAUGGUGCAGAUAUCAUUGAUUGUUCCGUUCAAAUGUCAAAAGAUGCCAUUUUAUUUUGUUUAGACUCAGCAGAUCUUUCAGGAAGCACAACCGCAAUGCCUAAAUUCAUGUCGAAGUCUACAACAAUACCUGAGAUCCAAAACAACACUGGAAUCUUCACAUUCGAUCUCACUUGGAUUGAAAUCCAAAGCUUGAAACCUAAUUUGGUUAGCCCCUACUCAUCACUUGGUUUGGUAAGAAAUCCAGCCGCUAAGAACAUGGGCAAAAUCCUGACAUUAUCUGAAUUCCUAUCCUUUGCCAAAAACAGUAGUGUUCCAGGCGUCUUAAUCAAUAUUAAGAAUGCUCCCUAUCUAGCAUCAAAGAAGGGUCUAAGUAUAGUCGACGCCGUUUCGACUGCAUUGGUUAAUGCGAGCUAUGACAAAGACAAAACAAAGAGAGUUUUAAUCCAGUCUGACGACUCUUCAGUUCUUUCAGCAUUUAAGAAGAAGAACACCUUCUAUGAAUAUGUUCUCUUGAUUCCAGAGCAAGUCGGCGAUGCACCAAAGCCAACUGUGGAUGAGAUCAAACAAUUUGCUAAUGCUAUUAAUGUUAUAAGAUCGUCUCUAAUGGCUUAUGAUGGUGCUUUCAUUUCUCAUUACACCGACAUUACAACGGAGAUGCAUAAAUCAAAUAUAUCUGUUUAUGUAUCUGUGCUCAGAAAUGAAUUUACAACGAUAGCUUACGAUUUCUUUUCAGAUCCAAUAGUUGAAAUUGCUACAUUUGUUGGUGGAAUUGGUGUGGAUGGUCUAAUCACUGAAUUCCCUGCAACAGCAAGAGCAUACUUGAGGACUCCAUGCUCAAAUCUCAAUGCUAAGCUUUCCUACACAAUCUUACCAGCAGAGGCUGGAGGUCUAGCCGGGCUGGCUGCGCCUGAGGCCCUACCUCCGGCUCAAUCACCAGAACCUCCUCUCAGGCCUGUAGAUGUGGUCGACCCGCCACUUCCAGAUGUUGCUAAUCUUGCAAAUCCUGCUCAGGCACAGACACCAGGUUCGGAGCCAAAGGAAAGUGGUCAGCUUUCAAAUGCAAGUUGA